Molecule: messenger RNA, 4845 nt
Organism: Gastrolobium bilobum
Lineage: Eukaryota; Viridiplantae; Streptophyta; Magnoliopsida; Fabales; Fabaceae
Product: pleiotropic drug resistance protein 2-like
Exons: 20
Coding region: 227-4612 (1461 amino acids)
Cellular component (GO): membrane
Molecular function (GO): ATP hydrolysis activity; ATP binding; ABC-type transporter activity
Source: RefSeq, a predicted model, not a curated record
AUGGUCUCUUCUGUGUUGAAGAAGCUAAAACAACACAUCAUUUCAUAUUGCUCCCUUUAAAUGCAAGACUUUGGUGUAUGUGAGUUAAGAGCCAAUAAACACACUCAAAUCUCCAAACUUUCACCCACAAAUCAUUUGGGUUAUCCUGAAUAUUUCUUACCACUACCCACCUAAGAAUUUGCAUUCAUACCAUUAUUAUUUUUUAUAUAUAAACAUAUAUAUAGGUAUGGAGGAAGAGUUGGAUGCAGAUGAUGUAGUGAGGUCAGUGAUGAGCAGCAUGAGGAUGAACAAUGGAUCUUCAAGCAGAAGGAGUUUGUGGAGUGGACAUGGUGAUGAUGUAUUUGAGAGGAGCAAUAGGGAAGAUGAUGAGGAACACCUCAAGUGGGCUGCUAUACAGAGGCUUCCCACUUUUGAAAGGCUGAGGAAAACCAUAGUCAAACAAGUUUUAGAGAGUGGAAGAUUCAACUAUGAGGAGAUUGACAUAUCCAAGCUUGGUAUGCUAGAAAAGAAGAAACUCCUUGAUGGUGUACUAAGGACUGUUGAAGAAGACAAUGAGAAGUUCCUCACUAAGAUGAGGGAGAGGAUUGAUAGGGUGGCUGUAGAGAUUCCAAAGGUUGAAGUACGAUUUGAACAUUUGUAUGUUGAAGGGGAUGCAUAUAUUGGAACCAGAGCACUGCCAACACUAGUGAAUUCCACCAUGAAUGCCAUAGAGAGAGUUCUUGGAUCAAUCAAACUUCUCCCCUCAAAGAAAAGUGUUGUCAACAUACUUCAAGAUGUUAGUGGAAUCGUCAAGCCAUCAAGAAUGACCUUACUUUUGGGGCCUCCGGGAUCAGGAAAAACUACACUGCUGCAGGCACUUGCUGGGAAACUGGACAGGGAUUUAAGGGUAUCAGGAAGAGUCACUUACUGUGGUCAUGAGUUAUCAGAGUUUGUUCCUCAAAGAACAUGUGCUUAUAUUAGUCAGCAUAAUCUUCAUCAUGGAGAGAUGUCAGUCAGAGAGACACUGGACUUUUCUGGACGUUGCUUGGGAGUUGGAACAAGGCAUGACCUACUAGUGGAAUUGACAAGGCGAGAAAAGCAAGAAGGAACCAAACCAGAUCCAGAGAUAGAUGCUUUCAUGAAAGCCACUGCAAUGGAAGAUCAAGAAACAAGUCUCAUUACAGAUUAUGUUCUCAAGAUUCUUGGAUUGGAAAUAUGUGCUGAUACUUUGGUAGGAGAUGAGAUGAGAAGGGGAAUAUCUGGUGGAGAAAAAAAGCGGUUAACCAUUGGUGAGAUGUUGGUAGGACCUGCAAAAGUUUUCUUAAUGGAUGAGAUUUCAACUGGUUUGGAUAGUUCCACAACCUUCCAAAUUGUUAGGUUCUUGAGGCAGCUAGUUCAUAUCAUGGAUGUUACAAUGAUAAUCUCUCUAUUACAACCUGCUCCAGAAACAUUUGAACUUUUUGAUGACAUAAUCUUACUUUCAGAAGGUCAGAUUGUGUACCAAGGUCCACGUGAGAAUGUUCUCAAUUUUUUUGAGAGUGUGGGGUUCAAAUGCCCAGAAAGGAAAGGAGUUGCAGACUUUCUACAGGAGGUUACUUCCAGAAAGGACCAAGAGCAGUACUGGUUAACAAGGGACAAACCUUACCAUUAUAUCAGUGUGCCUGAGUUUGUAGCCCACUUCAAUAACUAUGACAUUGGCCAACAACUUUGUGAAGAGCUUCAGGUUCCUUUUGACCGUACUAAAACUCAUCCUGCUGCAUUGGUUAAAGAUAAAUAUGGAAUUUCAAAACUAGAACUCUUCAAGGCAUGCUUUGCAAGAGAGUGGCUACUGAUGAAGCGCAGCGCUUUUAUAUAUAUAUUUAAGACUACUCAGAUUAUAAUAAUGUCUUUGAUUACUAUGACAGUGUUUCUUAGGACAGAAAUGAAACAUGGCCAACUUGAGGAUGGGAGAAAAUUUUAUGGUGCACUAUUCUUCAGUCUCAUCAAUGUAAUGUUCAAUGGAAUGGCUGAGCUUGCAAUGACUGUUUUUAGACUUCCUGUUUUCUUCAAGCAGAGAGACCUAUUAUUUUAUCCGGCAUGGGCUUUUGCACUUCCCAUAUGGAUCUUUCGAAUCCCUCUCUCUUUGUUGGAGUCAGGAUUAUGGGUUGUCCUUACUUAUUACACUGUAGGGUUUGCUCCAGCUGCAAGUAGAUUUUUUCGUCAGUUAUUAGCAUUCUUCUGCGUUCAUCAAAUGGGGCUGACUCUAUUCCGAUUCAUUGCUGGUCUUGGAAGAACAGUGAUUGUGGCAAGUACAAUUGGUACCUUUAUACUGCUACUUGUUUUUAUACUUGGAGGGUUCGUUAUCGCCAGAGAUGACAUUGAACCGUGGAUGAUAUGGGGCUAUUAUGCUUCUCCUAUGAUGUAUGGUCAGAAUGCAAUUGUCAUCAAUGAAUUCCUUGACAAGAGAUGGAGUGCUCCCAAUAUGGACCCAAGAAUUCCUGAGCCCACAGUUGGGAAGGCUCUUCUCAGGGCUAGAGGCAUGUUUACAGAAGACUAUUGGUACUGGAUUUGUAUUGGUGCUCUCCUAGGAUUUUCUCUGUUUUUCAACAUUUGUUUUAUUGUUGCUCUGACAUUUCUGAAUCCAUUUGGAGAUUCUAAAUCUAUUGUUGUGGAGGAGGAAAACAAGAAAACGGAAGCUACAGAAGAGAGUUCUACUUCAACUGCUAAAUCAUUUGAACGUACUAAAUCUUACCUUUUUCUUUCUUGUCAAUAUACUAGUUCAAUUCCCAAAGCAGACACUACAACCACCAAGAGCGGAAUGGUGUUACCCUUUAGGCCCCUAUCACUUGCUUUUGAUCACGUGAAUUACUACAUCAACAUGCCAACUGAAAUGAAGAAACAAGGAGUUGAAGAGAGUCGCCUCCAAUUACUAAGAGAUGUCAGUGGUGCUUUCAGGCCUGGAGUACUUACAGCAUUAGUAGGUGUAACAGGUGCUGGAAAAACCACCUUGAUGGAUGUUCUUGCUGGAAGAAAAACUGGUGGUUAUAUUGAAGGCAGCAUCAGCUUAUCUGGUUUCCCAAAGAAACAAGAAACUUUUGCUAGGAUUAGUGGAUAUUGUGAACAAAAUGAUAUCCAUUCUCCAAAUGUGACAGUCUAUGAAUCUAUUGUGUUUUCUGCUUGGCUGCGUCUUGGUAAGGAGGUCAAGAGAGAAAGACAGAAGAUGUUCAUUGAGGAAGUUAUGAAACUUGUUGAACUACAUCCAGUGAGAAAUUUUCUAGUAGGCCUUCCUGGCAUAGAUGGUUUAUCAACUGAACAAAGGAAAAGACUCACCAUUGCUGUAGAAUUGGUUGCCAAUCCUUCUAUCAUCUUUAUGGACGAGCCGACCUCAGGCCUUGAUGCUAGAGCUGCAGCAGUUGUUAUGCGUACUGUCAGAAAUACAGUGGAUACAGGGAGAACUGUAGUCUGCACAAUUCAUCAACCAAGCAUUGACAUAUUUGAAUCUUUUGAUGAGUUGCUUUUGAUGAAGAGAGGAGGACAAAUCAUAUAUAGUGGUCCCCUUGGUCAACAUUCUCAGAAGCUUAUAGAGUACUUUGAGGCUAUUCCAGGAGUUCCGAGAAUCAAAGAUGGAUAUAAUCCUGCCACAUGGAUGUUGGAGAUCAGUUCUCCAGCAGUUGAGUCUCAGCUUAGUGUAGACUUUGCAGAAUUGUACACUAAGUCAGAAUUGUACCAGAGGAAUCAAGAACUUAUUAAAGAGCUAAGCACACCAUUACAGGGAACCAAGGACCUUAAUUUCGCUACUCAAUACUCCCAGUCCUUCAUUACUCAAUGUAAAGCUUGCUUCUGGAAACAGCGAUCAUCCUACUGGAAGAACCCACAGUAUAAUGCCAUCCGUUUCUUCUUAUCAAUAUCUGCAGGCGUUAUUUUUGGACUCAUUUUCUGGAAAAAAGGAGAUAAAAUACAAACGGAACAAGAACUUAUGAAUCUAAUGGGAGCUAUGUAUACUGCUAUUUUCUUUGUUGGAUCCCUCAACACUAACUCUGUUCAACCGGUAGUUGCAAUAGAAAGAAUGGUCUACUACCGUGAAAAAGCGGCUGGAAUGUACUCAGCUCUCCCUUAUGCAUUAGCUCAGGUAGCAAUAGAAUGUAUUUAUGUUGCAAUCCAAACAUUGGCCUUUAGUCUUAUCCUUUACUCAAUGAUUGGGUUCCUCUGGCAAGUUGACAAGUUCUUCUGGUUCUACUACUUCAUAUGCAUGUCCUUCAUCUACUUCACACUUUACGGAAUGAUGACUGUGGCGCUGACACCAAAUCACCAAAUUGCUGCAAUUGUUAUGUCCUUCUUUUUAGUGUUGUGGAACAUAUUCUCUGGUUUCCUUAUUCCAAAAUCGCAAAUUCCAAUAUGGUGGAGGUGGUAUUACUGGGCGUGCCCAACUUCUUGGACUAUAUAUGGUCUAUUGACAUCCCAGAUGGGUGACAAUGAUACUCCAAUUGAGGUACCUGGAUCUGGAACAAUAUCACUAAAAGCAUACCUUGAGAAACAGAUGGACUAUAAAUAUAGCUUCCUUGGAGUUGCUGCAGUGGCUCAAAUUGCUUUUGCUGCACUGUUUCUUUUUGUAUUUGCAUACGGUAUCAAGUUCCUUAAUUUCCAGAAGAGAUAAGUAACACAGAGAAAGAAUAAAUACUAAUGAAAAGAGAGGAUAGAAAGACACUUAUAAAGGUUUCUGUACCAUUAAUUGCUAGAAUAGAUAAGUAGUAUUUUGGCUUUCUAUGUAUUUUUUCGUUGCAGUCUGGAAUUUUCACUUGUAUAUAGUUAUUGAGGUUAGCGUCCAACAUCUUUAGUUUGGCAUUCAUAUAUCCUCCCAAGUUAUCCAAUUUGAGAUGAUAAUUAUUG